AUGUCUUCAACAGCUGCUAUAUCUACUGCGAAGGUAGCCGGAGCAGAGGCUGCUCGUCAGACCUCUAUUCCAGCUAAAGGCUUCGAUUUGCCUUCUACUAAGCAGGUCUUCUCGGAUCUACCUGGAUCGUCUUCGUCUUUGACAGCUCAAGAUACCGAGACCUUGAAGGUGGGUGAUCAGAAGAAGAUGUUUCAUGCUCUGAAAGCCAUCAUCGAAAGAACCGAGGAGACCGGUGAAGCUGGGAAUAGCUUUGAUCUCAAGGAGCUUCAUGCUUCUCUAGAACUGGCCGAUACACAUUCACGACGGGGUCGACGAGACGCCGAGUCUCUACAGAGCGUGCUUACGAUGGUAGAGCAUCUCUGGGCUAGUAAAUCUGAAUUUCUGACUCACGCGGCGGAAGUACUGGCCAACGGGAGUCGAGAACCGUCGUGGCGGGUUCCCAUCGGCCAGUCUGGCAUUUUAAAAUUCUUCUUGGAGAUCAUUUCCUCAAAAAACGACGUCGAAGCCGGAUUGUUGUUGCACUCGUUGCGCUUGGUUGGCAAUUCUUGUGCUGACACGGAUGAAAACAGAGAGGUUGUCAUUAACGGAAACUAUACUCUGGCUAUUAUUCGGCAGUUUCUCAACCCAGACCUGGUUCAUGUCGCAAUUCCAGUGAUCUAUAAUAUCUGCAUGGACUACGAGCCUGCCCACGUUCAAAUGGCUGCGAAUAGAACAGCGUACAUCAUCUUGAAGUUACUCAAAGAAGGUGCCAUUCAAAACAACAGCGCAUUGCUAAGCUUCUCUUAUGACCUUAUUGAAUUGGCCUCUGAGCAGGCUCAGGGAAUCGAGAACUCCCCAGAUGGAACCAUUUGGCUCCUGACGACCCUCGCUCUAGAUGAGGACAUUCUGUUCGAACAUUACUCAUCCCUGGUGAAUUCUCUCUCCAUGUAUUUGGAAAAGGAACGUUUCCAGAAUGCUUGUAUCUCAAACAGUAUGGUGGAAGGGGUAUUGUCUGUUCUCCGACGAUCUUUCUCCAUCGAAGUUGAUGAAUCCUCGAAAGAAGAUAUCCAAACUCUUGCUCAGGUUCGUAUCAAGAUCAACCAGGCCUUAGCAGAGAUCUCGGCUUCCCCAUCGUUUGCCGAGCAUUACCCGCUUGACUCUGCCCUUGCACAUGCCCUCAAGUCCUGGGUUAUCGCAAAAGAGGACCAGCUUCAAAUAUGUGCAUGCGUUAUGCUUGGAAAUUUGGCUCGAUCUGACCAAGUCUGUCAAGUUAUGGUCCGGGAUCUUAAAAUUCACGAGGAAUUGAUCUCAGUUCUCAAAAGUGAUGCCCGCGGUGCCGUUCUUCAUUCGGUCCUCGGAUUCUUGAAAAACCUGGCAAUCGCCAGUGAUAACCGCCCCAUUCUUGGUGAAGCUGGGAUAAUUCCUGCCGUUUCUACCUUGUGGGCAUUCGAGUCCGUUCCACAGGUUCAGUUUUCGGCUGCAACGAUUGCUCGCCAGGUGACCAUUUCCUCCAUGGAAAAUAUCGCGCGGCUGCUGGCUCCGCUCUCGGAAGACCCAGAUUCUCCUGCAAAUAGGCGAACGUACCUCUCCCUUCUUCUAUCGCUUUUUGAAAAGACAGAUAACUCGCCCAUCAAGAUCGAAAUUGGCCGUACUGUGGCUUCUAUCUGUCGAACAGUCAGCCCUCAAGCUCAAGAGGGUGGAGAAGUAGCGGCUUCUCUACUGAAUAAGCUAUACGGGUUGCAUGAGGGUGUUGCCCGUCCGAUUGGGGCUAUGAUCACUCAAUCCCAGUGGCCCGUCGUUCGAAGUGAAGGGUGGUUUGCUUUGGCUCUGAUGGCAAGCAGCCAGGCAGGAUGUGCUGCUGUUGUGGACUGCUUGCAGAAUGAGGAGAUAAUGAACCUCCUCAAAACAACUUUGAGUGGCGGGGCUUCGGAGUCGGACCAAACUGGGGAAAUAAACGUUUCUCAGGUGGCUAAAGACCGUGAUAAUACGUUUGUGUUGGUCCAGGAGCUGUUAAAGAAUGGGUCCGGCGCACUUCCCGAAGGUUAUCGAGGGACAUUAGAAGAUUUGGUGAAUGAUAAUGCUUCACAGCAUUUGAAAAGGAUCCAGAAUGCUUAG
Molecule: messenger RNA, 2094 nt
Organism: Penicillium macrosclerotiorum
Lineage: Eukaryota; Fungi; Ascomycota; Eurotiomycetes; Eurotiales; Aspergillaceae
Exons: 6
Coding region: 1-2094 (697 amino acids)
Biological process (GO): positive regulation of GTPase activity
Cellular component (GO): cytosol
Molecular function (GO): guanyl-nucleotide exchange factor activity
Source: RefSeq, a predicted model, not a curated record